Molecule: messenger RNA, 423 nt
Organism: Asparagus officinalis (garden asparagus)
Lineage: Eukaryota; Viridiplantae; Streptophyta; Magnoliopsida; Asparagales; Asparagaceae
Product: thermospermine synthase ACAULIS5-like
Exons: 5
Coding region: 1-423 (140 amino acids)
Biological process (GO): polyamine biosynthetic process
Molecular function (GO): thermospermine synthase activity
Source: RefSeq, a predicted model, not a curated record
AUGGAAAGCUCGUUCCUCAAUAACUUCUUCGAUGAUGAAACCAAAGUGUCGAUCGAAGGCCUUUUGGACGAGAAGAAAAAGGACAGGGAGUCAAUUGAUAGCUUUGUUAAAUGCUUCUACAAUAAGGCUUUAGUUAUAGAUGGAAAGCUUCAGAGUGCAGAGAUUGAUGAAUUUAUAUAUCAUGAGUCCCUAGUUCAUCCAGCAUUGCUCCGCCACCAAGAUCCUAAGACUACUUUCAUAAUGGGAGGAGGAGAGGGGUCCACUGCAAGGGAAAUUCUUAGGCACAACACUGUAGAAAAGUUGUCAUGUGUGAUAUUGAUGAGGAUUGUGCCCUCAGAACCAACUGAUUUGUGGUUCUUUGACAUGAUGAGCAUCGGUGGUAAACUAAGGGCUGGAUUUGGGGUUGAAGUUCCUUUUAUAUAA